Urocitellus parryii (Arctic ground squirrel) is the source of this 513-nucleotide messenger RNA. The record is from RefSeq and is a predicted model, not a curated record. NCBI's taxonomy places the organism in Eukaryota, Metazoa, Chordata, Mammalia, Rodentia, Sciuridae.
AACCCACCAGAGAAUAUUCAGAAGGAGCAUCCAUGGACUUGUGGAAUGGGGAUGAAGCAUCACCACAGGAAGUGCCUCCGGGGAACCAGCUGUCAGGGCUGGAAGGCGCUGAAUUUGGCUUCUAUUUCCCUGAACUGGCACUCCAAGGAGAAACGCCGACAGCGGAGACAUGCUGGAAAGGUCCCAUUCAGCUGUGGCAGUUCCUCCUGGAGCUGCUCCACGACCAGGCGCGUAGCAGCUGCAUCCGCUGGACUGGCAACAGCCGCGAGUUCCAGCUGUGCGACCCCAAAGAGGUGGCGCGGCUGUGGGGCGAGCGCAAGAGGAAGCCCGGCAUGAAUUACGAGAAGCUGAGCCGAGGUCUACGCUACUACUACCGCCGCGACAUCGUGCGUAAGAGCGGUGGGCGCAAGUACACGUACCGCUUCGGGGGCCGAGUGCCCGGUGUACCCUGUCGGGACUGCUCCGAGGACAGUCAAGGAACAGAGAUCCAAUAAAAAUAUCCGCUCAAACCUC